AUGCAUAUAAUAUGUAUUUUGUGUAGAGGAAUUGAAAGCCAAGAAGAGAAAUUGGAUAAAGAAGAUGAAGAAAGUAAUAAUGAAGACGCAAAUAAAAAUAGAUUAGUUUAUAAUAAUUAUUAUCAGAAAGGUGAAGAAUUGA
Cetraspora pellucida is the source of this 142-nucleotide messenger RNA. The record is from the annotation of a GenBank genome assembly. NCBI's taxonomy places the organism in Eukaryota, Fungi, Glomeromycota, Glomeromycetes, Diversisporales, Gigasporaceae.